Molecule: messenger RNA, 1119 nt
Organism: Candidozyma auris
Lineage: Eukaryota; Fungi; Ascomycota; Pichiomycetes; Serinales; Metschnikowiaceae
Gene: OCH1
Product: initiation-specific alpha-1,6-mannosyltransferase
Exons: 1
Coding region: 1-1119 (372 amino acids)
Biological process (GO): protein N-linked glycosylation
Cellular component (GO): mannan polymerase complex
Molecular function (GO): alpha-1,6-mannosyltransferase activity
Source: RefSeq, a predicted model, not a curated record
AUGACGGCCCCGAAGAAGCUUAGAGCAACCGUGGCGGCCAUCGCGGCGGUGUAUUUCUUAAUGGUGUUUUUCCGCUCGUUGACCCCAGCAGAUACCAAGACGUACACUGAGCACAAUAGCAGCAGGCUUCUGAAACAACGAAAGCAGGAGCAGCAUGUCAAUUGGAAACAGCAUGCCGUGGAUGUUAACACUAAUAAUCUCAACAGACUUCCCGAUGUGGCCACAGUGCGCCAACAAUUGAGCUUUCAGUUCCCUUAUGAACCGAGAAAGGGUUUCCAGAAGAACAUUUGGCAGACUUGGAAAGUGGGUGUUGAAGAUAGCACUUUCCCACAAAAGUAUAAGCGAUUCCAAGGCGUGUGGACCUCCCAAAACCCAGGUUACAAGCACUAUGUGAUCACAGACGAGCAGUGUGACUUGAUGAUCAACGACUUGUAUGCUGGUGUGCCUGAUGUGAAAAAGGCAUGGAAUUUGAUGCCCAAAAGCAUAUUGAAAGCUGACUUCUUCAGGUACCUUAUAUUGUACGCUCGUGGUGGGGUUUACUCUGACAUAGAUACGCAAGGCUUGAAACCCAUAGAUGAGUGGCUCUCGGCCAAUGAGUCUGUGUAUGGCCAGCCCAACACUGCAGGCUUGGUAGUGGGCAUAGAAGCUGACCCAGAUCGCCCAGACUGGAACGAGUGGUACGCUCGUCGGAUCCAGUUCUGUCAGUGGACGAUCCAGGCUAAGAAGGGCCAUCCUCAGCUACGUGAGUUGAUUGCGAAAAUUACCGAUAUCACGCUUACAAGAGACAAAAAGGGCCAGCUAAAUAAGGUCUUGGGUAAGGAUGAAGGUGGUGAUAUCAUGAACUGGACGGGACCCGGGAUUUGGACAGACUCUGUCUUUGAGUACUUAAACAACUUGGCCCAGCCGGCUUCAAAUAGAGAAAAAGGCGUGGUGGAGACCAUAGUGGAUUGGAAUAUGUUCACGGGACUCGAAACGCCAAAGAUCGUCGAGGACGUGAUGGUGCUCCCCAUCACAAGCUUUUCGCCCGACGUGGGCCAGAUGGGAGCAAAAUCGUCCAAUGAUCCCAUGGCCUAUGCUAAGCACAUGUUCCUGGGAUCAUGGAAGAACGAUGAAAAGUGA